Molecule: messenger RNA, 1566 nt
Organism: Emericellopsis cladophorae
Lineage: Eukaryota; Fungi; Ascomycota; Sordariomycetes; Hypocreales; Bionectriaceae
Exons: 4
Coding region: 1-1566 (521 amino acids)
Source: RefSeq, a predicted model, not a curated record
AUGGCUUCCGCAGGUCCCGUCAUGGACAAUCUGUCCGUCUUCUAUCUUGUUCUCGUUAUACUAUGGACGUCCAUCACCGUCUCCUGCGCAGGCUUCCUCUUGCUCCACCACAAGACAUGCGCCCUCCUACGCGUGCGGAACAUCCCUCUCUCGUUGGCGGCCUGCGCCCUCCUUCAUUGCUACUGGGUAUCGGUCCAGCUGGGCUACGCGGUCGGACCCGUCAUGCCCGAGGACGCCGAGUACUGGAUCAUGGGGACGUGGCUACCGCUCGGCAUGGGCUUGUUCCACGGCAGUAACUGGCGCUUCCUGUGGGUGGCGGCCCACCAGAAACGCCUUUUGACGGAGGAGCCGGCUUGGAACCAGCCGAAGAAGAGCUGGUGGGAGAAGUUGAGCCACACGGGCAGGGUGAUUCUCGUGGUGGGUGCCGGACUCGUGGUUCAGAUCCUCGUGACGGUGCUCAUGUACAUCAUAUCUCGCAAGUGGCACUCGUCAUGGGGUAUUCCCGGCACGCAAGCUCAGGGCAGUACGCACGACGAGCGGAUGCACGACAUGGCCCGUGGCUGGGAGUGGUGGCCAACCGUCUUCUGGCAGUGUAUCUGGGCCUGGAUCGUGGCGCCCAUCAUCCUCUGGCGCUCGAGGCAUAUCCGUGACACGCAAGGGUGGAGGAUGCAGACAAUGGGCUGCUGCUUGGCGAGUCUGCAUGCUACGCCCAUGUGGCUCAUUGCACUGUACGUCCCAGCGAUGGAGAAGGUCAACCAGUAUUUCAUCCCUCCUCAAUGGAUCGCCUUAUCCAUCAUGCUCAUUGAGAUCUUCACGAUCCUCCUCCCGUGCUACGAGACUAUCCGCCACCGCGCGCAAAGAUCAACCGUCAUUGCCAACAUUGGAAGAUGGGAGACCAAGGACGAGGAGCACUACCAGCCAUCCGACACCACCAAUUCCAUCGACUCGUCCUCAAACUCCUCGUCGGGCAGCAUGCUCUCCAUGGGCGCCCUCGAGCACGUCCUCGAGAGCAAUCCCACGCCUCUGCUGCAAUUCUCCGCUCUGCGAGACUUCUCCGGGGAGAACAUUGCCUUCCUCACGGCGGUUGCCUCGUGGAGGGAUAUGCUACCUGGUUCAGGGCGCCGCUUGUCCUUCAACAUUGCCGAGAAGCUCGUGGAGGAUCUCAACCCGAACACCGACGCUGUCUACAGCCAUUUCAACCGCGCGCUGCGCAUCUACACCGACUACAUCUCCCCCAGCGCUGACUUUCAGGUCAACCUGCCGUCCACGAUCUUCCGCCGUCUGCACGCCGUGUUCGAGAUACCCGCCCGGACCAUCUACGGAGAGAAGCAGGGAGCCGACCUGUCGACCAUGUGGGACACGCCGCGGUCGAUGCCCAGCGAUGGGAGCGAGGGCGUGCGGGUGCAGUACUGGGGCACGAUACCGGCCGACUACGACGAAGGACUGUUCGACGAGGCCGAGGCGAAUAUCAAGUAUCUGGUGCUGACGAAUACGUGGUCCAAGUUUGUGAAGGAGAGGCGCAUGUCGAUCGCGUCGGACCUGACGGGGGCGCACGCGGUGAAUUAG